CGCGAUUCCUUCGACCUAUAUAACUCCCCCCAACUCUUCAAGCCGGCGUGCGCCCCCGUCCACCCCUCCUCCCCAGCGCCGCUCUCGCAUCGAGACGACCCGCGUCCACCGCGCCCGUGCGCCGCACCCCCGCACCCACGGAAGUAACUUAAUUUCUUGACCAACAUGUCUCGGGAGGAGAAUGUUUACAUGGCCAAGCUCGCUGAGCAGGCAGAACGGUACGAGGAGAUGGUUGAGUACAUGGAGAAGGUGGCUAAGACUGUGGAUGUAGAAGAGCUCACCGUUGAGGAGCGUAACCUUCUCUCUGUUGCCUACAAGAAUGUCAUUGGGGCUCGCCGUGCCUCAUGGCGCAUUGUCUCCUCCAUUGAGCAGAAGGAGGAGUCCCGUAAGAAUGAGGAACAUGUUGCUCAGAUCAAGGAAUACCGUGGCAAGAUUGAGGCCGAAUUGAGCAAUAUCUGUGAUGGUAUCCUGAAGCUGCUUGACUUGCACCUUGUGCCUUCCUCCACUGCUGCAGAGUCAAAGGUGUUUUACCUCAAGAUGAAGGGUGAUUAUCACAGGUACCUGGCUGAGUUUAAGACUGGCGUUGAGAGGAAGGAAUCUGCGGACAGCACAAUGGUGGCUUAUAAGGCAGCUCAGGAUAUUGCACUGGCUGAAUUGGCACCUACUCAUCCAAUCAGGCUUGGACUUGCACUUAACUUCUCAGUGUUCUAUUAUGAGAUUCUGAACUCUCCAGACAGAGCUUGCAACCUUGCAAAGCAGGCUUUUGAUGAGGCUAUCUCAGAGUUGGACACCCUUGGAGAGGAGUCAUACAAAGAUAGCACCUUGAUCAUGCAGCUCCUGAGAGACAACUUGACCCUCUGGACCUCCGACCUCACGGAGGAUGGUGCUGAGGAGGGCAAAGAAGCCUCGAAGGGUGAUGCAGGCGAGGGUCAGUAGCCUGGUAAACAUUGAUGGAUGGUUCGGCAUGUUUUUCAAGCCCAUUGUGUUGGACGCCCCAUGCUCCUCCAUGGAUUCCCCGAUUCCGAGCGUCGAGCCUUGUUCCCCUCACCCCUGCUCCAUUUCAUGUACUAGGCUGGUAGUGGUCGGAUUAGUCCCAUUGCAUUAGUUGUCACUGGGUCCAUUUGGACUGAUGGUAUUGAAGUCGUCUUCUCUGGCUUUUCUGUUGCAAUUAGUUGCCAUUUUGUUC
This is a messenger RNA of Panicum virgatum (switchgrass), 1186 nucleotides long. RefSeq names its product 14-3-3-like protein GF14-C. Gene Ontology annotation, biological process: signal transduction. Gene Ontology annotation, cellular component: cytoplasm. Lineage: Eukaryota; Viridiplantae; Streptophyta; Magnoliopsida; Poales; Poaceae. The record is from RefSeq and is a predicted model, not a curated record. Bases 166 to 936 code for a protein of 256 amino acids. The transcript is spliced from 6 exons.